Molecule: messenger RNA, 3122 nt
Organism: Vicia villosa (hairy vetch)
Lineage: Eukaryota; Viridiplantae; Streptophyta; Magnoliopsida; Fabales; Fabaceae
Product: probable anion transporter 5
Exons: 1
Coding region: 261-1607 (448 amino acids)
Biological process (GO): transmembrane transport
Molecular function (GO): transmembrane transporter activity
Source: RefSeq, a predicted model, not a curated record
UCAAUUCAUUACUCCUAUCAAGACAAAACGCAAGAAAAACACGCCGUUUUAUUCACCCACUCUCUGAUUCUGUCUCUGCUUCAUCGUUAACCUUUCAGUGUUCAGUUUCAGAGUCUUUCAGUUGACCUAAUUCCAAAAUCCCAAAAUCCCAAUCCAAAUCAAAAUCAACAAUCACAUCACAGAAAAAUCAACACUUUCUUCAACAAUCAACACCAAUCACACUCAUGUAGUUCCAAUUGUUCUUCACAAAUCAAUAAUUCAUGACAACAAUGAAGAUCAAGAAUCUUCCAGUUCGAUACCUAAUCGUACUCCUAACCUUCAUCUGCACCUCAGUCUGUUACAUCGAACGCGUCGGCUUCUCAAUCGCCUACACCGUCGCCGCCGACGCCGCCGGAGUUAGCCAAUCAACAAAAGGUACAAUUUUAUCAACUUUUUACUACGGUUACGCCUUCUCGCAAGUUCCCGGAGGUUACUUCGCGCAGAAAAUCGGUGGAAGAAAGGUUCUUUUACUUUCGUUUCUAUUAUGGUCUUCAACGUGUGCGCUUCUUCCCUUAGAUCCGAACAGAACCCUAAUUCUUGUAACCGCGCGUUUGCUUGUUGGGGUUGCGCAAGGUUUUAUUUUUCCUUCGAUUCAUACUGUUUUAGCUCAGUGGGUUCCGCCUCAUGAGAGAUCUAGAUCGGUUUCAUUGACUACUUCGGGUAUGUAUCUUGGUGCUGCUUUGGGGAUGUUGUUUCUUCCGAGUUUGGUUAAGUUUAAAGGUCCUCAAUCUGUGUUUAUUGCUGAAGCGUUUUUGGGAUUUGUUUGGUCGAUGAUUUGGUUUAGAUAUGCUUCUGAUCCUAAGGCUUCGGCUUCGGGAGCCGGGGAAUCGCUUUUGCCGGUUAAUAAGAAACUCGAUAGGAAGGUUUCGGAUCGAAAUGUGGAGACUGGAGUUGAGAGAAAUGGUGUUAAGAAGACGGGAGUUGGGAUUCCUUGGGGGAAGAUUAUGACUAGUUUACCUGUUUGGGCUAUUGUGGUUAAUAAUUUUACUUUUCAUUAUGCUUUGUAUGUGUUGAUGAAUUGGUUGCCGACUUAUUUUGAGUUAGGGCUUAAGCUUAGUCUUCAUGAAAUGGGUUCGUCGAAAAUGUUGCCUUAUCUGAAUAUGUUUGUGUUUUCGAAUAUUGGUGGUGUUGUUGCUGAUUAUUUGAUUACGAGGAGGAUAAUGUCGGUGACUAGGACGAGGAAGUUUUUGAAUACGGUUGGGUUUUUAGUUGCUUCGUUUGCGUUGGUUGUGAUACCGAGUUUUAGAACUUCGGCUGGUGCUGUGUUUUGUUCUUCGGUGGCUCUUGGUUUUUUGGCGCUUGGUAGAGCUGGGUUUGCGGUGAAUCAUAUGGAUAUUGCUCCGAGGUAUGCUGGAAUUGUGAUGGGUGUUUCGAAUACGGCUGGUACUUUGGCUGGUAUUGUUGGUGUUGAUCUUACGGGGAAACUGCUUGAAGCCGCUAAGGCAUCUGAUUUGGAUCUUUCGAGUCCGGAAAGUUGGAGGGCAGUGUUUUUCAUUCCGGGACUUUUGUGUGUUUUUAGUUCUGUGAUAUUCGUGUUGUUUUCUACCGGGGAGAGGAUUUUUGAUUGAGGUAGCAGUGUAACAUUCUUUGAUCGUUCAAUCAUUGAUUUGAUCAUGUGCUCUUAUAUUGUGGAGAUUUUAAUUUUUAUUAUAUCUCCAUGUUAUGUUAUUCAUUCUUGGAUAGAGGAGAGUUGAUGUACAAAGCUCCGCGGCCAGAUUGUAUUACCAAUGGAUAUGGAUUUGUUAUCGCCACUAUUAUGAUUUUUCCGACAUGUACUAUUUCUAGUUAGUAAGUAAAGGUUACAAUACAGUUGUAUCAUCAAUGAUUCUUAGGUCUUUCUUUUAUGCCUUGGAUGAAACUCAUAUUUUAUCAUAUUAUUAAUAGAUUGUGCAUUUAUUUUUUAUGUUACUUUUUCAUCUACAAACAUUCUGACUCUUAUUACUUUGUUAUUGGUGGAUUAAUUCAAUAGGAGAGGUGAUGUUGCAACCAUUUACUUCUACUCUUUGCAUUCCUUACUUUGGCUUUUAUAAUCCCUAAUUUGUGUUGAAUAGGGGUUGCCUCCUUUCCCUUGGCUGGAUUUUAUCAGUCAAUUAUGAGAUUAAGAUUGCUGUCGGUUAUUAUUAUAAACUUUGCAGGGCGGGGAACAAUCAAAGACUGACAGGGACGUAUAAGCACGGUGUACGAAGAAGAUUGAGGUUUCUAAGAACUUGAAAUUUGAAUGUUUCUGUAACUGCUGGUAAUGAUCUGGACUAUGGAUUAAGUUUACUCAUAAAUUCAUAAAGAAGACUAGUGUGAGCAACACUCAUUCUAACUCUCUUUAUUGGAUAAAAUUGAUGUUGGUCCAGUCAUUUUGGGAAUAGGUCCCACAUAAAGUGGCGGGCCCUACAUAAACUUCACUAAUUAAGAUAGUGAGUGUUGAAAAGAGUGUCCAAGUGACUGAUGCUACUUUGCCAGCACUUUUCAUUCAUACAAUAAUGACAUAUUGAUCUUAAAAUGAGUACCAAGAAAGAAACAAUAUAGUAAAAGUCAUCAGGUUUCCUUACAUGUUUAACUAUGGUUUCUCCAGUUGAUUCAUUUGAAUUAUUGUUAGUACUUUGUAAUUUCUGUUCUUGGUUUGCAACUGUGUGUAAAUGGUACUAGUACUGUUUUUCUCUUCCCCAAUCCCAUUGUCCUAUUUAUUUGCUGAUGUAGAAGAUCUGAAAAGUUGAAAUAAUGAUUAUUCCUCUUAACCUUGAGAUAUGAUGAUGACAACUUCAAUGCAUUGGUCUUCAUUAUCUUUAGGGAACAUUUUUCUCGGUUUUCCUUUUCAUUAUCUUUCCACUCAUAUACAAAAUUCAUCCAUUUUUUCUUUUCGUUCUACUCGCAUUCUUUUCUCUCAUAAUUUUGUCACAUUUAAGAUCUAUUAAAACUGUAAGCAAAACAAUUAAUGUAAAUAACUUUUACGAAAACUCGGUUUUAACUUGAUAUAACAACCCUACUCGGCUGUCGUUAGAAGUUUGAGUCUGUUUACUUUAUACCAGCGUAACCUUCACUGGUUUGCAUUUUGCUUUAUUCAGAGUUUUGAAACAACCUUUAGAGUUACU